Molecule: messenger RNA, 792 nt
Organism: Punica granatum (pomegranate)
Lineage: Eukaryota; Viridiplantae; Streptophyta; Magnoliopsida; Myrtales; Lythraceae
Source: RefSeq, a predicted model, not a curated record
ACGAGCGAACACACACCGCCCUUCUUCCUCCUCCUCCUUCCUCUUCUUCUAUAUAUAACCUUCUCCCAUCCCAUCCAUCCCAGCCUUCUCCCCCUGCACGCAUUUCUCGUUCCUCUCUUCCUUCCUCUCUCUAUCUCUCUGUGUGUGUUUGUGUGUGCCCUCUCAGAUCUCUCUUGGCGAUUCCCACAUGGCCUCUGUGACCGGAACCUCUGUUCGAUUGAGCUCUGUUUCGUGCAAUCUGAAGCAGACCCAGGUGACUGGCGCUGGAAUCUCAGGCUCCGCAUCAGCCUUCUUUCCAGUUAAUGGAAGAAGCUUUCCAUCCCUUAAAUCGCGCCGUUUCCAGAUUUCAUGUGCGGCCAAACCAGAGACAGUGAAAAAGGUGUGCGAGAUAGUGAAGAAGCAGCUGGCACUUCCAGAUGAUUCUGCUGUGACUGGAGAGUCGAAGUUCGCUGCACUUGGAGCUGAUUCUCUUGACACGGUUGAGAUUGUGAUGGGGCUGGAAGAGGAAUUCGGGAUCAGCGUGGAGGAAGAGAGCGCCCAGAGCAUCACCACCGUCCAGGAAGCCGCCGACAUGAUCGAGAAGCUUAAGCAGAAGGCCGCUUAAAAAUCAGUCUUUCCGUCCUAUCAUUUGUUUAGAGGGUCAAAUCGAUUUACAUUUAAGAGAUGUAGCACUUUGUUUUCGGAACUAUCUUAAGUUUAUGCAAAACUUCUGCUCUUAAGAGAUCUUCAAAGUUAAUUGUAUUUUGCCCAGAGGGCAUCCCAUAUUUGGAAUAAACAGAUUCUAUACGCCAA